GGUCACGUGACUUCGCCGAAAACGAAAAACUAGACUAGAAUUCCACUUCCUCUUUUGAAGGGCCCUUAACAAUGCUUGUCUUUGAUCUCUUCCACCAAUUCAAGUUUCAACACUAGUGCUAAUUGCAUGAUGGACAGAAUGUGACUACAAACUUGGAUAUAUAUUCAACUAAGCUUGGUGCACACUUCAUACAGAGCCAAACCAAUGGCUUCCUCAGGACCAUACUGCUUGGAAUGGACCAUUGACAGGUCACUUACACUUCAAUUGUUUAAUGGUACAGUCAGUGAGUCAAAUCCAGAUGUAAUUGUUGACUGGUUUGAAUCAGACAGACAAACAGAAACAAAGCAUAUGAAAACCACUCCAGGUCAAAUUAUAUCACAGCUUCCAAUUCCUGGAACAAAAGAGCCAAACAACCACACAGUAUUAGCUGCAAAACUUGACCGACUCUUCAAUGAAGUUAACAAAGAUUAUUCCACUAUUGGUUUGGGGCUAGGUCAUCAUAAGGUUUGGGAUACGGAUGCUCUCCUUUUUCUCCUGGUAGCUUCAUUGAAACGUUUUGCCCAUAACACCAAGAGCAGGAAAUUGGGCACUGUGAUUAUCUGUGCAAAUACACCUGAUAGUUUCAAUAUUGCAAAGAAACAUUGUGAAGACAACUUGGGAAGGUCUGGAACCAGUAUUGAAAGAGGUUCUUUGAGUAAACCAGUCACCACAAGUCCAACGCUAAAUAUUAAUGUUAUUCAAGGUCGCCUAGAAGACAACACAGCUGAUGUCCUUGUUUGUACCAUCAGGCCAGACCUUUACACUAGUAUCGGAUUAGUUGGAGCUAUUCAACGAAAAAGCAAGGGUCAGCUGCAGAGAGAUUUGAACUCAAAGUAUAAAGGCAGAAAAUUGAAGUUUGGUGAAAUAGCCACUUUUGAAGGAAGCGGUGAUCUGCAUUGCAAAUAUGUAUUUGUAGGUGCUCUGUCUUCUGAUCAAUACAAGUACCUAGAGUAUGGACUCAAAUCUGUAGAAGAAUUUUGUCGAGACGCUCUUAAUGAUUUUGUCACAAAAUGUCUUCAACAAGCUGAAAAACUUGGACUGACUUCAGUAGCAUUUCCCGCCAUUGGUGAUGGGGUUGGUUAUCCAGUGAAGAUCAUAGCAGAACAGAUGUUUGAGUCAGUGCAAAUGUUUCAGUCAAAUGGAACCAUCAAAACUGUCACAUUUGUAAUAUAUGACUUAGAUCCCAGGACAAUUUAUGAGGAGUUCAAAAAAGCUGAGAGGACAUCUGCAAAAACAUCUACAAUCUACACAGACAGUGCAUCAGCUGAAUGUGUUAGAAGAAAAAUAAGUCAUAUUACAAAUAGAAGACUGACUCCCAGUAGUCCUAAACAAGCAGAAGACCACGAAACGCAAUUUGCACUAAGCUCGGUUGCAUCAGGUAGCCGUGUAAGUUUAGAUAUGAAAAGUAUGAAUCUUAAUGGAAACACAUCAAGCAGCCACAGUUCAACCUUUUCACCUUUAACUGCUUCUCAUUUUGAAGGAGCUAGACCCAAAAGACAGUCAUCUUUACGGUGUUUCAAAACAUUUUAUACACCGCAAGGCAUCCAGGUCAACUUUUAUCAAUGCAAUGUGGUUGAUGCCCCAGCAGAAUGUAUUUGCAUCCCUGCAAUUAAAGAUGUACUAGGUUGUAGCAUUGCUAAUGCUAUUAACGCUGAAGCCGGGAAGGAUCUGUCAAAAAGGGCAAAGGAAAAACUAAAAGCUGAGAAAGGUUUUGAAGUCGGAGAGGUUUGUGACACAGAACCUGGGAAAAUAAAAGGCAAACAACGUAUUGUGCACACUGUUGUUCCAGAGUGGGGGAUUUACAAACCCUUUUCAGAGAGUGAUGUCAUGAAGUGUGAAACAGAGUUUUCCAACUGCAUCGUCAAAUCUCUGACACACGUGGAAAAGCUGAAAAUUCCAACCAUGGCAUUUUCGCCAAUGUCUGUUGGACAACAGAAAAUUCCAAAUGAUCUUUGUGCGGCAAUGUACGUCAAGGCGGUAGAGAGUUAUGACCUAUUGUCAUAUAGUCCUUUGAAGGAAAUAUGUUUCAUAGACAAAGACGAAAAUGAGCUACGCAUCAUCGAAGGUGCUUUUCAUGAUGUCCUGCAAAUGAGGAAACGGCACCCAUCAUGUUACAACAGAGCUGUGCAUAUCAAAAGAGUCAGCUCAACAUCCAACACAGACAGAUAUAAUGUUUCUUCAAGCAGCGGACAAAGUGCCAGAACCAAUGUAGAACCGCAAAUUUAUGAAAGCAGAAAAUCAUGUGCUGAUCAAGAUCCAUCCAAUCCAAAGGUGAUUAACUAUCCCUAUUGGCAUUUUUCAAAACCACCAAAUAAAGUGGUAGCUAGCAAGGAGUUCACCUGCUGGUUCAACAAAAAACAGAAACUGUACGUGUAUACGGAUAAUAUUACAUCUCUUCGAAACAUUGACAUGAUUGUGUGCAAUGAGACACCAAACGGAAAAAGUGAAGGCAAGCUGGUAAAAGCAUUGAGUGAUAAAUUUGGUGCAGGAUACAGAAUGUCCAAAGAGGCUAAAUUCAAGGGAAAAGUUGUGUCAGGAGAUGUCAUUUUUUGUGAAGCACCGGUAUUAUCAAAACCAAAAUGGAUCGCACAUGCUGUGCUUUACCUGAAGAAAGAUAAAAAAAAUGAGGAGGAGCGCCAAAUGAAAAUUGCAGAAAUUUUUACAAACAUUUUUGAGCAAGCCAUUUUGAAAGGCUGCAAGUCAAUUGCCUUGCCAAGUCUUGGAUCGGGUAAAGGACAAGCGGACCCUGUAUACUACACGGAACGACUUUUUGAGGGUCUUCUUAACUUCUGUGCCUUUAAAAAGCACACGGACAUCUUUGUUCACCUUGUAAAUAUCAACCCAGCCAUAACUGAUAAGGCUAUUUUAACUGUGAAGAAAAAUGCUAACCAAUCACCAAACGUGAAUCAGUUUGUCCAGCCCAAAGCAAGACUGGAAACAAGGUUACCUGAGUGGCCAAAAGGUACAUCAAGUACAGACCUGACAAGCAAUGAUCAUGGAACAAGCAACAAAAAAUAUCCAGAAAGCAAAAAAAAACUUGACUUCAGCAGUAGCAUUCAUGCAGCAACAUCAGAGAAAAGACCACCAACACAAGAUACCAACACAAUGACACAAAAAGAGCCUAGAGCAGACAUUAGGCCAGCACCAACAGGAAAUCUCAAAAUAUAUGAUGAUGAAGGUAUUACGAAAAAUCCCCCAAAAAAAAACUACAAUUCAAAAGAAAGAGACUACAAAGAUGAUGAUGACAAUAGUGAUUUGGAACAAAGUGACAUUGACGAUGAAGAGAAUGAGGAAGCUUUUCGUCAACGAAACAUUUCUCAGCCAGAAGAAACUGAGGAAAUAUGUGUGAUCUGUAUGGAAACUGUUAAAAAGCAGAAGACUUUGCCCUGUGGACAUGUGUUUUGUGAGAAUUGUAUUGAGCAACAGUUUACAUACAAAGAGGCGUGCCCAACGUGUGGACAAGUCGUUGGGACAAUCGAGGGAGACCAGCCAGAUGGAACGAUGACAAUAACUAUUGAUGAUUUAACACACUGUGCUGGUUUUGAACAUGUCGGACAAUUUAUUAUAACAUACAGUUUUGAAAAUGGAAAGCAAGGGCCAAGCCAUCCUAACCCUGGUGCCAUAUACAAAGGCAUAACAAGAAAAGCAUUCUUACCAAAAAAUGAAAAGGGAAAGAGAAUUUGUAAAAUGUUGUGGGUUGCUUUCGAACGAAGACUUGUCUUUACAGUUGGGAGUUCACGAACCACGGGGAAGGAAGGGGUCAUCACUUGGAAUGACAUACACCACAAAACUGACCCCAAGCCAAACUCACAAUUUGGGUAUCCAGAUGAUUCCUAUCUAGACCGUGUGACAGAUGAACUUAAGGCUAAAGGCGUAACAGAGGUUGACAUCGUGGAAGUUCCUUUGGAGAACAUUGUACGCAGGGAAAGGCAACACCGACGUUAAUACCAGCAAGCAAGUAGUGGCUUCGCUGUUGGAAUCACAAUUUGGUUCACAAAAACAAUACAAAUAAUUGAAUAAAAUGUGUAUUUAGGUAGUAUAUUGACAGACUUCAACCACAACAAGUUUGUGUCGUCUCAGCUAGCAAUAAGAAAUGACUUGAAGAUCUUUUAUUAAUACAAGUAGCAUAGACUUUUAAUGUAGACAUGGAAGGCUUUUAGAGAGUGAAUUAUUUUAUGUGGUGCCUGUUUUGUGCAUUAUUUUUGUGUCUCCUUUGAAGUAUGACAGACACAGAAAUUACUACGCCUGACAUUGUCCGUGUUUAAGGCAUCACACUCGUUUACGUUUUGUAUGAACAAAUUUUUAAUUGCAUAUACUUCGUGCUAAAUAUGAAUUUGUAUUAUGGUCAGUGAAUGUGCCAUAUUGAAUUUAGGAUCAAUGGGUCCAAGGUCAUGGUGACCUUUACUUGGAAUAUGAUGGAUGCUUUUGUUUCCCAUCAAUAAUUUUUUAACGACUUAUUGCAGUCUUCAACUUUGGGAUACACAUUUGCCAUGGUUACUAGAUGACCUCAAUUGAUUUUGGGGUUAAUAAUUUCAAGGUAAAGGUCAGGGUGAACUCUACUAGAAAACUAUGGGCUCUUUUGAUUUUGAAUAACUUUGUGUAGGCUAUUCAAACUUUGUAUGCACAUUAUCCAUGUUCAGUAGAUGACCUCUUAUAAUUUUGGGGUCAAUAUAUUAUGGUUUUACUAAUAAAAUUAUGGCUUCUUAGCACUUGACAGGCAACACAUCCCUUAAAAAUUCAAGUUAUGUUGUUUACCAGACAUUUAUCAUAAUUAUAUUUCUUCAUGUUUUGUGCAUUUACAUGUUUGUCAAGACCACCACUUCUUGUUAACAAACAUCUGUUUAUGAAUUGAUUUUUGAGUAUUUAUGUUUACAAAUUUUCGCUUUCUGAUUUUUGAAGAAAAAGAUCAAGGUAGUGUCAUAGUCAUGUGCCCCUGGUGGUGGCAUCAUCUUGUGAAAUCUCUUAGCUUGGCCAUAUAUCAAAGAAAGUUCCAUGAUUUUCAUAUCAAACUUGUUGCAAGGGACAUUACGUAUAAUUAUGUGUAAUAGGUAUAUUGAUAUUGGUUGUGUGUUUAAAUAAUUAUGCCCUUAUUUAUGGGGAAAACAUAAACAAAUGUUGGCGUUCUUUCUGCCGACUACUCUGUUUUAAUAGGCACAUCGAUCUUGCUCGAAGAGCAUUUAGAUAUGCCCUUAUUUUACCGGAGAAACACAGACCACUGUGGGUGUGGCUCUGCCGCUCGCUAUAAGGCAUAUCAAUCUUGCUUUACAAGUGUUUAUUAAUGCCUGUUAUGUUACUGUUAACCGGAUGGGCCGAUUUGUGUAAGGCUCUAAUUUGUUUAGGUAUUAUUUUUGUCAAGUAUUAGCUUUAGUUUCAAAAUAGCAUUAUUUAUAUGGAAAUUGUAUUUUAGUUAUGUGAGUUUUGGUAGAUCAAAGUUAUUGAAAUCGAUAAUGUUUAGGGUACUUAUAUGUUUCAGUUUUUCAGUGUAAGAUCGCAAUGUAUUUUACUGAGUAACACCAAAAGUUAUAUUUCACGAGUUGCAUGGUGUUCAUGAUGUGAAAUAUAUUGCAAUCUUUCAAUGGAACAAACAAUUUUUAUUUUAAUUAUAUACUUAAAAAGGAUUUUAAAUGACUGUUGGAACAGUGAAAUAUCAUUGUCAUUUCACUCAGAUAUCUAUAAACCACCGGAAAACAUAUAAUAAACUAUAUGUUUGUAUAUAAAUUUGUAUUUGAGUUUGUUGUUAUUUAUUACUUUUUUAACCUGACAUUCUUUUAACUCUUUUUACCUCUGCAAUGUAAAUAUUUCACUUUUGAGCUUGCAUUUGACACCCUUAAAGCUGCACUCUCACAGAUUGACAAUUUUGACUGUUCAUUUUUUGUCCCAGAAUCAGCUGAUUUUGGAUCACUGCCUUCAAUAAAGUCAUAUACGCUCACUUGACACAAUAGAACAUCAAUUUUCGGGCAUAAAUAUUAAAAACUGCAAUCUGAUCUUUUUUCAGCAGUCUUUAAUAUAUAUAUUCACUCGUUUCCAGACAUUUAUGUAAAAUUUGUCUCAUUUCAAGCCAAAAAAAUAAAAAAUUGUUAAAAUGGUCAUCUGGGAGAGUGCAGCUUAAAAAUGCCCCAUUGUAUUAUUCAGUGUCAAACACAGAGUGUAUUCUUCAUCAGGUUUAUCAUAUUAUUUUGUCGUCUUUACAAUGCAUAAUAAAGAAUUUUCUCGGCACCCCAGCAUAUUUAUAAUAACCUAUGUUAUACCCUGGGCAAAUUAGCUAGGGAAACUUCGUAAAUUGAAUUGAAUAUUCAUAUGCAUUUUCCCAUCAAUAUCCUGCUUAAAACAAUUUGUAAGCCAUGAUCUGAUUGGAUUAUUUCAAACCGAGAUUACAUCCAUAACUUCUCUGCCAUUUUGGCACAGCAUGAGGUGUGUCUCAUGCGACCAAUCAAGCGGCUGGAUUUUAUGCUAUUAAUUAUACAUGAGUAUAAGAUUCUUACAGCUGAUUUGCCUAGGGUAUCAUAUAGGUUAAGAUAUGCUUGGAUGCCGAGGAUGAAUAAAGAGAGGGUGAAAGUGAUCUAGUGUUAAAGGUGUCCGACCACCUCUCACCCAAGAGGUUGUGGGUUCAAUCCUUAUAAAGGUUACUUUUGUUUGGCUUCUCAUAAUGGACACUAGAACUUAGGUUUCUAUCUAUGAAAUGGACACGAAAGUAAUUCUUUAAGCUACGGUAUAAGUUUUCGUCACCAUCAAGCUUAAAGAAAUUUGUUUAAACUAAACUUAACAAUUAUUGAUUAUUAUAGUUAUUAAAAGCAGAUAUAAUUACACCCGACAGAUAUACUAAAGUAUAUGUAAAGGUUAUUAUAAUAUACCGGUAUACAUUGAGUCAUGAUUGUUCUUUUGUAUUCACAUUUUUUUUUAUAACUGACAAUACAGAAAACUUUGGGCAUAACAAUUACUGUUUGAAUUGUUAAAACUAGUUCCUUAGUCAUUAAAGCUCUCACAGAUUGAACGUUAUGACAACUUUUUUGUUUUUUGUCUUGGAAUUAGCCAAUUUUUGCGAAAAUUCAUGGAAGCUAGCUAUAUAAGACUGCUGACAAAAAAUUUCAGUCCAAAAAUUGAUCUUUUAUGCAUUUUUCUUAAACCGUUAGUAAACCUGUUUAAGCCAUAAAACAUGAAUUUUCGAUCGGAAAUAUGAAAAUCUACAAUCUGAAUUUUUGUCAGCAUCUUAUAUCAUUGAUUAGCAGAUAUUUACGCAAAAAUUUGCUCCUUCCAAGACAAAAAAUAAAAAAGUUGUGAAAAUGGUAUAUCUGUGAGAGUGCAGCUUUAAAGCAACAUGGCAAGAAUGUUGGACUUAAACACACCAAUAGUUAGUUUUAAGAGUUGGAAUUCUAUGCUGUUUAGUUUAUGAUUUUGCUUCUGUUGUUUUUUAAAUCUGAAAAUAGACCAUUAUUUAUAUUUAGACAAUAUCUUUAGUAAACAUUUCCUGCCUAAACUUACCAAAACUUAAUUAAGAAAAAAUAUCAUUAUUCUAGCUGCAGUUUGAUUAAAAUCUGCAUAUUUUCCACCGAAUCGGCAUGAAAAUUUGUCAGAUUGUUACCCCACAGGAUAUACAUUUUUAAUAAGAUCGUCUCUGUUUUUUGCUUUAUGUGUUGUUUUUUUAUUACCAUGACUAAGUAGCCUCUUAGUAAUGACAUGAUUACCGAUGUAACAUCAUCACAUUGUCAUUUUUAUUGACCGACUCGUUCCCACAACUUGGUAUGUAGUGGCCAAGACAUAUUCAGUCGUUACUACGAUAUAUGCGGGAAAUGUGACUAAGUCGCUGCCACUAGAUAAAAAAAAUAGCACACAUGUCACCUGUAUACCAACAUAGUCAAGCACAUUUGUUUUUAAGUAUAGAUAAUAUAUUAGAGAAUAUUUCAGAGUGUUAGGUAUUAUGUACACUUAUGUAUGAGGACUUUGAUUGGAAUCAUCACUUAUUUUUAGUCUCCUUUUUAUCCAGAAAAAUGUUUUAAAGAUGUGUGAAAUAUGAAAAUCUACGAUCUGAUUGUUUUGUCAUUGGGUCUCAGAUAUUUAUGCAAAAAUUUGCUCUUUCCAAGCCAAAAAAAUAAAAAGGUUGUAAAAAUGGUAAAUCUGUGAGAGUGCAGCUUUAAAAUAUGUUUAAGAAAUGCUUAACAUCAAACAAUACGAGUAGAUAAAAACAAUUGCAUGGUUUAUAUAAAAAGAUAAUGAAACGGCGCAUUAGAAUGCAGAAUUCUUAUAUUGCCUUAUUUAAAAACAUGUUGCUACCGUUCUUUUGUAGUCUAAGGGAGGCCACUGUGUAUGAGUUUGGUGGAUUCAUAUUAAUAGUUGACUGUCGCCAUUUUGAUCCCCAAGUAGUUGAUUCGUAUUGUGUAGUUUUAGUUGAAUUACAUUUUUUGUACCGAGAAAUAUGUUCUUAUUCCACUUGUUUUGGAUUAUACACAUUUAAUGGAAACAGUCAAUAUUUCAUCAGCCAGUACCCUUUUUGAAAGAAAAAUACGAAAUUAAAACCACUGUAAUGUAAAGUUGGCCUCGACCUUUAGUUUUGUGUCUGUUGUAAUAUGGACAAGGAGAAUGAAUCAAAUAGCAGUUUACUGUUUCUAUCUGAAGAUGAGAAAAAAUCAGUUAAGAAACCCGUUAUUCUGUCAGACGUGGAACGAUCCGGUUUCAAACAGUACCCUUCUACGACGCAGGCUGUCGCCAGAGCGAGAUUCCAGAUGAUGGAUUUCGAUCAACCAGAACUUCAGGAAAAACCUAAAAUUUGGAAAGCUUUUCCGCUCACACUGAUAGGUAUAGCAUCUUGCCUUGGAAUUUUAGGAUAUGGCACGCUGCGUAAAGGAGGCAGAUUUUCUGACCAGACAAUGCUGAACAUCAGCAUGGCAGCCCAGAUUGCAACUGUAGCAUCCCUGUUUGGACAUUUGGGUUAUUAUGAAUACAAAGUUAGAAAGCUUGCAGAUUUGGCUGAAAAUGAGAAGAAUGACAAUGCGGAUGCUUCCUCAUGAAAGCAAUGUGAUGCUAACAUGCUAAAUUGCUUAAUACCAUAUUACAGUGAUCAAUUCUUUAACUACAUUAUGCUCAUCAAUCGUGCUGCUACAUUGAUAUAGUUUUGUUAACUUAUGUUUUAAGUUUUAUGACUGUGUACACUGUUCUUGACGUCAAUUAUUGUUUAGUUGGCAUUAAAUGUCAAUUUACACUGUUUUUAUAUUCCCAUUCGAAUAUUGGGAUGUACCAUAGUUUCCACCUGCAGACUGGGCUUUAUUUGGGCAUCCAAUAAGUUGUCUGGUCAUUAACCUUUGAAGAAUUUGUCCAAUCAUCACCAAAUUUAUUCAGAUAUUACAGGCAAUCUGCAUAACAUCUCAGACAACUUCAAUAAUCAGUCAUAUUGCUUGAGUCACUCGAGAGCUGGUGCCCUUUAUUCAUAAAAUUUAACUUAAUUUGUUGAUAAAAUUGAGAAGCCUUUGUCCUAAUCCCUUCAGAAUGGGAUAAGAAUAAUAAAUUUAAGACAAGUAGACCAGCCAUAUCACUCCAGUCACUCAAGAGUUAUUGCCCUUUUGAUUAUAUAGAAAUUACCUGAAAUUGGUCUUGUUUGAUCAAUAUCUUUAAUUGCCUUUGUCAAAAAAUGUAUUUACAGUGCUAGCUCUCUAUUUUUAGCUUUAAAAACACACAACCAAUUAGCAGUGGUUGAAAUUAACACAAAUUCUGAAUUUUAUAUAGCAGGGUUUGUUCAAAAGUUGAUGACAAGCAAUAAUAUAUAAAAGAAUUCGGGCUUGUUCAUUCAAAAGUCUAAUUUCAAUGUCUUCCACUUGUCACAAAACAUGGUUUCCUAAAAAUUGGAUGGACAUAUUUUGGACAGAUGGCGCUCUUGUUAUAUAUGAGAAGUUAUUAAACAUGUUAAUUCUA
Mya arenaria is the source of this 9939-nucleotide messenger RNA. RefSeq lists its product as uncharacterized. Gene Ontology annotation, biological process: Notch signaling pathway; protein ubiquitination. The record is from RefSeq and is a predicted model, not a curated record. The transcript is spliced from 18 exons. Bases 205 to 3984 code for a protein of 1259 amino acids. Lineage: Eukaryota; Metazoa; Mollusca; Bivalvia; Myida; Myidae.